AUGGCUACCCACUGGGGGGAUAUGCCCGCUCCGAGAAUGAAUGCGACCGAGAGGCAGACCAUGUUGGAGUGGCUUUAUGAAGGCGAGUCCUAUGAGGUGACCGACUUCGUCCAGAGUGGUGGCCACAACUUUGAUUUCAACUUGGUGGAUGAGGUUUGGGGAACACCCCUCCUCGCCAUCCUGGCUGGGAAAAUGUGGAGGCCGUCUCAGACCUCGGAUCAGACAUUCCGCGCAAAGAAGCACCUGGCAGCUUUCUGCUUGAUGGCUGGCGCAAAUCCAGAACAGCAUGCGCCGGAGUCAUGCAGGUGGAGAGUGUGCAUUGGCGGGGCAUCUGCACCCCUAGCUGGGAACUCGCCCAUCUCGCUCACAAGUGGCUGGACUUGGGUUUUGUUUGUGCAGUUCCCUGCAACAACAAGCGCACAUGUGUAG
Messenger RNA from Symbiodinium pilosum, 429 nucleotides. Lineage: Eukaryota; Dinophyceae; Suessiales; Symbiodiniaceae. The record is from the annotation of a GenBank genome assembly.